GUCAACAGAAGCUACUCGGGAAGUCCAGAGUGCUGGAGAAAGGAAAGGACGAUGCAGGAACCACCAGAUGAUGUCCAGCAAGUGUUGGUGGUUAAAGAGGAGCUGGUUGUUGAGGAGGAGGACUGGAGUCCCAGACCAGACCAGGAGGACCAGAAGCCUCCUCAGAUUAAAGAGGAAGAGGAGGAGAAUGAGAUCACAGAGUUAACUUUCAGUCCUGUUCAUGUGAAGAGUGAAGAUGAUGAAGAGAUACCUCAGCUGUCAGAACUUCUUCCCAGUCAGACUGAAGGGAACAGAGACUCCAACGAAUCAGAUGAUGACAGUACUUCAAAUUGUUCUUCAGAGACAGACGUCAGUGAUGGAAACUGGGAGGAAAGUGAAGCUCAGUCAGGUUUAGACUCUGUGAAAAAAGAUGUUGUUCCUGUUGGUGACAGAAUAUGUGGCAAAAGUAAAAAGUUACACAUCUGUCCCGACUGCGGAAAAACAUUCAGAAGCAGGCAAGGUUUGUUAGGACACCACAGAAUACACACCGGAGAAAAUCCUUUCAGCUGCUCCAUCUGUAACAAAACCUUUUCUUCAAAAGGAAACUUGCAAAAACACUCAAAGGUCCACACUGGGGAAAGACCCUUCAAAUGUUCUGUAUGUGGUACAGCUCUUAAAAGUAAAAAUGCAUUAAUUGAACACACAAGAAUCCACACUGGCGAGAAGCCAUUCAGUUGCUCCGUUUGUGGCCGAAGCUUUAGUUUCAGGUCGUAUUUAACUGUUCACAUGAAGUGUCACUCUGAAGAAAAACCUUACAGCUGUUCUCUUUGUACAGCAGCUUUCAAAAGGAAAAACGUCUUGUUGGCACAUGUAAAAACUCACACUGGAGAGAAGCCUUACAGCUGCUCUGUCUGUGGGAAGAACUUUGCCCACUGUGUAAGUCUAACAUGUCAUAUGAGAAGUCACACAGGAGAGAGACCUUACAGUUGCUCUGUUUGUAAGGCUACAUUCAAGUGGAAAAAUACAUUCACACAUCAUGUAAAAGUCCAUACUGUUGAGUAAGCUGCCAAGACUUAAGAGAAAAGAAGACUACACCAGUCCUCCCUUCCAGUCCUCGAGGAACUUGGUUCAUCCUCAAUUAAGUGACUGAAUUACUUAUUUAGUGAUGCAUAUUAUAGUAUAUUUUGUGUUUGAACUAUGAAAAUAGACAAGUAAGCACGUUUAUAGAGGAUGUCUCAAAUAUUCAUAAGCGGUUUUGGUCCCUAACAAAAGCCGUUUUCCACUGUAUUGGAGUAAUUUGUAUUGAAUGUUGUGAUGAGGUUGAACUCUUUUUACCUGGAUAUGAACUGGACCUUUUGUGUUGCAUAGUGCCUUACAUUUGUGAACUGGUGCCAAAUUAAAUUGGUCUCGAUAUAGCAGAAA
Messenger RNA from Gambusia affinis (western mosquitofish), 1401 nucleotides. RefSeq names its product gastrula zinc finger protein XlCGF8.2DB-like. Lineage: Eukaryota; Metazoa; Chordata; Actinopteri; Cyprinodontiformes; Poeciliidae. The coding region runs from base 52 to 1041 and encodes 329 amino acids. The record is from RefSeq and is a predicted model, not a curated record. Gene Ontology annotation, molecular function: RNA polymerase II cis-regulatory region sequence-specific DNA binding; DNA-binding transcription factor activity, RNA polymerase II-specific. Gene Ontology annotation, biological process: regulation of transcription by RNA polymerase II. Gene Ontology annotation, cellular component: transcription regulator complex; PcG protein complex. The transcript has 3 exons.